UAGGUAUUCUCUGGAAGUAACCGUCUACGAAGUCUUGGUCACCCACUGUCCUCAGAGCCAUCUAUAAGGCUGCACCACUUCAUGAAUGGAAUCAUCGACUCUUUCUGCUCCAUACCUCUUCUUUCUUCUUUGUAAUGGCAGAGGAAAGCAAGGAAUCUCGGCAUCCCCAAGAUGGUAAAGCCCCUGUACAGCAAAUGGCAGAGCAGGACGGUUUCAAGAUGAAUGCAUCACCCAAAGAGGCAUGGCCAGAUUUGGUAGGGCUUGAUGCAGCAGAAGCGGAGAAGAGGAUCAAGAACGACCGGCCAGGAAUUCGCAUCCAAGUGGUUCCACCAGAUCACUUUGUGACCAUGGAUUUUGACGUGGGACGGGUUCGACUCUACAUAGAUUCCUCUGACAAGAUUGCAAAGCUUCCUAGAAUUGGGUAGAUGGCGUCUCAACUCAACAUAUUUGUAUAAUAUAUGCUAUCGUGCACUAUUUGUCAUGAUUACUUGUGCUGGAAUGGUCUGCAAAAGAUUUGAUCUGUUUCUCAAGUUUAUUUGCAGGCAACAAGUAUAAAGCAUUUCUCAUGUGUUUUUUAGUUAUCUUAAGUAAUUAUUUUAAGGAGAUCCUGGCAA
Molecule: messenger RNA, 614 nt
Organism: Elaeis guineensis (African oil palm)
Lineage: Eukaryota; Viridiplantae; Streptophyta; Magnoliopsida; Arecales; Arecaceae
Product: subtilisin inhibitor CLSI-I
Biological process (GO): response to wounding
Molecular function (GO): serine-type endopeptidase inhibitor activity
Source: RefSeq, a predicted model, not a curated record